GCCAGAGUGAAACGUGUGUGACGUCACGGCUCUACCUGAGUUUCGUUAAGGGAAGCGGAAAAGGCGUAAACUGCUCGGCCUGCUCGGGAAAUUAUCAGAAUUGUUCUCCCGUGAUAAGAAGUAUCUGUGGGUCAUCUAUACGUUUACCUGGAUUGCAAAGGACAUAGAAGUUCCAACGUUUUGGAGAAUAAUAUUUUCCAGAAGCUUGGGGUUCUACCUUUUCCCAGAUCGAAAGUAUUCUACUUCCUGGUCACGUUCAACAGCAGACAAUAAGCAUGGCAUUGACCCCGCGGCGUGUCCGGCUCAAGCCCUGGCUAGUGGCCCAGGUGGACAGUGGGUUCUACCCAGGCCUGGUGUGGAUUGACCGAGACAAUAAGCGCUUCAGGAUCCCCUGGAAACACGCUACACGGCACACCCCCCAGCACGAGGAAGAAAACACUAUUUUUAAGGCCUGGGCGGUAGAGACCGGAAAGUUCCAGGAGGGUAUUGAUGAUCCUGACCCUGCCAAGUGGAAAGCUCAGCUCCGCUGCGCCCUCAACAAGAGCAGAGAGUUCAACCUUGUCUACGACGGCACCAAAGAAGUCCCCAUGAACCCCCUGAAGAUCUACGACAUCUGCGACCUCCCGCAGCCCCUCAGUAACCCAGGAUCUUCAGACCCUGGGUCUUGGACACCAAAUGAUGGGGAUGAAGAUGAAUCAGAUGGCUCAGAGCCCCUCCCUCCUUAUCCAACAUCCAACGGCACCAGCCCCGCUCUUAUGUGGUCUCCACCACCGGGGUCUGUAUCGCCCCUCCAACCCCCCAGCUGCCCCCCAUCAGUUGAAGUGUGGCCCAAAGAGGAAGUUAAGCUGUGGCCCAAAGAGGAGCCUUUGGAUGUAGAGAUGCAGCCUUCGCCCCUGGAGAUGGCGCCCCCCCCCCCACUGGACAUGCCUCCCCCUCCCAUGCCUGACGUGAUGUUCGCCUCCCCAGAGAUGUGGAUCAGCUCCUUGCCUAUGACAGACCUGGAGGUACAGUUCCAGUACCGGGGUAAGGAGGUGUGUCCAGCCAUGACGGUCAGUAACCCCCAGGGCUGUAGGCUUUUUUACGGGGACCUAGGUCCCAUGGUCAACCAGGAGGAGCUGUUUGGCCCUAUCAGCCUGGAGCAGCUGAGGUUCCCCUCUACUGAGCACAUCGCCAACGACACGCAGAGGGUCUUCACCAACCGCCUGCUGGACGUCAUGGACCGAGGCCUCGUCCUGGAGAUCAGCGGCCAUGACAUCUAUGCCAUCCGCCUCUGCCAAUGCAAGGUGUACUGGUCAGGCCCCUGCGCCCCCAACCCCAAAGCACCCAACCUCAUAGAGAGGCAGAGGAAGAUCAAGCUGUUCUGUCUGGAGUCCUUUCUCAGCGAUGUGAUAGCCCAUCAGAGGGGCCAGUCGGCCAGCCCUCCUCAGUUCGACAUCAACCUGUGCUUUGGAGAGGAGUGGCCUGACAGCAGACCCAAAGAGAAGAAGCUCAUCAUGGUGCAGAUCAUUCCUGUGGUAGCCCGUAUGAUCACUGAGAUGUUCUCAGGCGACUGCAUGCGCUCCUUCGACAGCGGCAGCGUGCGCCUGCAGAUCUCCAUCCCAGACAUCAAGGACAACAUCGUUACCCACCUGAAGCAGCUGUACCGCCUGCUGCAGACCCACCAGGGCCAGGAAGGCUGGCCUCAGGCUCUGGCCCCAGGAGCCAGCAUGCACCUGCCCCAGGCCCUGCAUGCCCAGUGAAGUAGCCUAGUCCACCACGGGCCUACCAGGCCAGUUAGUCUCUCCACACACACACACACACACACACACACACACACACACACACACACACACACACACACACACAGCUCUGUCUGGACACUGCUGCCUCUCUACUGCUGGUCCAAAAGGGGAUCUAUAAUCAGCAAACUAGUACUUAUGUUUAUAGAGGCAUGUUCAUCAGAAUAGGGAGAGGGAUCACAUCGAUUUAGCUUAUUUUCCCCCUUUUGUUAUUAUGGUCUAUUAUAGGGUUCGUUGGUCCAUGUGUAUAUAUUGUGGUAAAUGCUGCUACCAGGCAUUGUAAUUAUACUGUGGCAGUCAAUAAAACAUGGUGUGAUGAUAGUGUCUGUCUGCAGUUGUAAGCUCUAGGGCCUUGAACUAGAGCAGCAUUAUGGGUCAAAGUCCUGUAGGCUGCAAGUCAACAUUGAACAUCGUCAAUGAGUUACAGACAUAACCCUGGUCGCCAGUUACACAAUACAGUCAGUGACUUCUGAAUAAUCAUCAAGCUUUGUCCUGGUCCUUGUUGUUCAUAAAACAUGAUCUCGUUCUCAUGUUGGCUACCUGUUUGAGUGCUAAUGCAUUUCAGUAGAUUUAGUUGAACUUUUAUCAAUAAGUGAUGCAUACAUAUAUUUUGUUAUCCGUUUAUUAUAAACAAUAUAAAGAAAAAGUAUCUGUGUGACAUUUUGCAUUUUAGGUCAUUUAGCAGACACACUUAUCCAGAGCGACUUACAGGAGCAAUCAGGGUUAAGUGCCUUUCACAAGGGCACAUCAACAGAUUUUUCACCUGGUCGGCUUGGGAUUUGAACCAGCGACCUUUCAGUUACUGGCUCUUAACUGCUAGACUACCUACCGCCCAUGACUGUUGAGAUCCAUUGCUUCAUGUGAUUCUAACUGGUCCUGCUAGGUAUGUGAACAGUUUACUAUAACUUCGUUUUUUGUGGAGAUCAUUUAAAGGCACUAGUAGAGAAAAUCAUUUAAAUGUUGAUUUUCCACAUGUAUAUCCUACACUUAUCAUUAUAUGGAAUUAACUAUUUGUUUUGGCUUAUGAAAAUAGUAUAAGGGGUGUGCACUUAAUGUUAGAAAGGAUCUCAACUCUUUUUCUGUCUAAUGAUUUGUAUUUUCCUUUUUUUGAAAUAAAAAUGUCCAAAACUA
Molecule: messenger RNA, 2909 nt
Organism: Salmo salar (Atlantic salmon)
Lineage: Eukaryota; Metazoa; Chordata; Actinopteri; Salmoniformes; Salmonidae
Product: interferon regulatory factor 6
Biological process (GO): regulation of transcription by RNA polymerase II; immune system process
Cellular component (GO): nucleus
Molecular function (GO): RNA polymerase II cis-regulatory region sequence-specific DNA binding; protein binding; DNA-binding transcription factor activity, RNA polymerase II-specific
Source: RefSeq, a predicted model, not a curated record